Brassica napus (rape) is the source of this 1986-nucleotide messenger RNA. RefSeq names its product probable WRKY transcription factor 51. The transcript is spliced from 3 exons. Gene Ontology annotation, biological process: regulation of DNA-templated transcription. Gene Ontology annotation, molecular function: DNA-binding transcription factor activity; sequence-specific DNA binding. The record is from RefSeq and is a predicted model, not a curated record. Bases 1303 to 1899 code for a protein of 198 amino acids. NCBI's taxonomy places the organism in Eukaryota, Viridiplantae, Streptophyta, Magnoliopsida, Brassicales, Brassicaceae.
AGGAAGCGAGAGCCUCUGAGCGGCGCCUCUCCUCUGCGACAUAAAGAGCGGAGCAGGUCGUCUUCUCCCGAUCUCCCUCCUCGGUGGGCCGUAUUUCUCACCGCCACCGGGGAUGGAUUCGCCUAGUCGUCUUCUAGCUUUGGUCUUGUUUUUUGUUUCUGUCAUGGGUCGUGAUGUGCAGAUCUGGAGGUUACUGUGACUCCCUAUCACCACAACGCGACCUAGCUUCACGUUUUGGAUAAGUCUUCUCCUUUCUCCCUUGCGGUUUAUCGACAAUUGGUUGAGGUUUUAGUGAGGUUUCGAUGGUUAUGGUAGGCUACUUUCGGUAGCUAGGGUUUGGCUUGUUAAAUUUGUUGCGCCUCAUCUCUGUUUCCUCCGAUCUGGUUUCCUUGCUUGUGGGGUGUAUCUCGUUUUGAUGGUGGUUCAGGUUCAGUUUUCGUCCGGAGAGUUGGGAUCUGUGGUGAGUCUGGCGCCAUAUGUCAGAUCGAGGAUCUGUUGACGGUGCAGUGUCGCUGCUGGGAGCAGGACAGGUGCUUUCGCUGACGUCGCUCCAGUUCUUUCUUCAACUCUAGUUUGGUUGCUGUUCGUCUGUUGUUCAGAACGUCUUCGGUGCGUCGCUAUCGCGAUCUGUUCUCUUAAGCGGGCUCGUUUCAGAGCUUAAUUUCCGUAUUGGUGUUCCUCAUCUCGCUUGGUUUCUUCAGAUGGUCUUUAAUAUGUGGUGGCUUCUCCAAUUGGUUCUGGUUUUGUUUGAAGUCUGUUGGUUUCUUGAUCCGUAUGCAACAACGGUGAGUCGUCUCGUGGAUCCUGGGUUGUCUUUGGCUUCUUAUCGGUGAAAAGGUUUGUAAUUGAGGCAGUAUAUUGGCCUCUCUUAGUUCUGCUGUUACUUGUCGCAGCCUGAUCUUUUCUGUUCUUCGAUUUGGUUGUCAAGCUUGCCAGGCGCUCAUCCUCGGUUCGUCUGGCUGUCCCUAUGUAAGCCUCCGGUGGUUAUGGGUCUUUAGGCUACCUGUCUUCUUUAAAGUCGUGAACUUCUUUGAACUUUAGGUUUUUGGUUUGACUUAUCCUUUGUCUUUGUGCACCCGUGUUUGGGUUUUAGUGUCCCGUCUGUGGGUUUUAGUGUCCCGUUUUUGGGUUUUAGAUUCUGGGGAUAUCAUCAUUUUCCGCCAGCCUAUGUAUUUCAUCUUUGGAUCAAUAUAAUUUCAGUUGGGAAAAAAAAAAAAAAAUAAAAGACCAUUCCUAUCUUUGUCUAGCCUUCUUCACCUGCACUCUCUCUCUCCUUUAUUGUUUCUAUUGUUAAAAAAAAGAAUGAAUCCCUCUCAAAGCCCUAGCCCUAAUUUCACGUUCUUAUCCGAUGAAAACUCUAUUUAUUCUGUCAUGGAUAAUUAUGAUUUUUCCAAUUUGAUGUUCAGUGUUGGUGAAGGAGGCAGCAAUGGUUUAAUCCAGGAGGAAACUUCAUCUCCGACAACCAUCGUUACCGGCGAAAGCGGCGGAUCCGGCAGCGCAUUUACGACGUUGAGGAAAAAGGAAUCAACUAGUCUCGAUUGCAAAAAUAGGGGAAGUAAAGAUGGAGAGACGAAGGAGAUGGGCCAUCGAGUUGCAAUUAGAACGAGAUCAAAGAUUGAUGUGAUGGAUGAUGGUUAUAAGUGGAGGAAGUAUGGGAAGAAAUCUGUCAAGGACAACACUAACAAGAGGAACUACUACAAAUGCUCAAGUGAAGGUUGCAUGGUGAAGAAGAGGGUAGAGAGAGAUGGUGAAAAUGCAGCUUAUGUGAUUACAACCUAUGAAGGAGUCCAUAACCAUGAGAGUCCAUCACACGUCUAUUACAGUGACAUGGUUUUUGAUCAUGAUAAUUGGAAGCAACACUCUCUUCUUCAAUCUAUCCAAACAUUUCCACCAUGUUGAGAUUAUUAGAUAUUUUUUUUUUUUGAUAAAUAUGUGAAUAUCAUUAAAAUGAAGCUAAUUUGUACAAACAAAGAGUUAUGCUGUCAA